Molecule: messenger RNA, 1620 nt
Organism: Pterocles gutturalis (yellow-throated sandgrouse)
Lineage: Eukaryota; Metazoa; Chordata; Aves; Pterocliformes; Pteroclidae
Gene: TESK2
Product: testis-specific kinase 2
Exons: 7
Biological process (GO): protein phosphorylation; actin cytoskeleton organization
Cellular component (GO): cytoplasm; nucleus
Molecular function (GO): ATP binding; protein serine/threonine kinase activity
Source: RefSeq, a predicted model, not a curated record
UACAUCAACUGUGGUAACCUGGAACAGCUAUUAGACAGUAACCAGCACCUGCCCUGGACAGUGAGGGUGAAACUGGCAUAUGACAUUGCAAUGGGAAUCAGUUAUCUUCACUAUAAAGGCAUUUUCCACCGAGACCUUACAUCCAAGAACUGCUUAAUAAAACACGAUGAGAACGGAUACUCAGCAAUAGUUGGAGACUUUGGUUUAGCAGAGAAAAUUCCUGAUCACAGUGAGAAGUUACCAGUGGUGGGUUCACCCUUCUGGAUGGCACCAGAAGUUCUCAGAGAUGAACCUUACAAUGAAAAGGCGGAUGUGUUCUCCUAUGGUAUAAUUCUGUGUGAGAUUAUAGCAAGAAUACAGGCUGAUCCAGACUAUCUCCCUCGCACAGAGAAUUUUGGAUUAGAUUACGAUGCCUUCCAGCACAUGGUGGGAGACUGUCCCCCUGACUUCCUCCAGCUGGCCUUCAACUGCUGUAAUAUGGAUCCAAAGUUGCGUCCUUCAUUUGCUGAUAUUGUCAAAACACUGGAGGAGAUUUUAAACCGCCUGAGAAAUGAGGACUCAGAGAGAAAGUUUUUGAACCUUGACAACAGUGAAAGAAAACCCAAAGGGUCAAUUGAAAAAGGACCAGGAGUAAAACGUUUGAGUUCCCUGGAUGAUAAGAUCCCACCCAAGUCACCCCGUCCGCGUCGGAAUAUCUGGUUGUCACGCAGCCAGUCGGAUAUCUUCUCCCGGAAGCCUUCCAGGAAAAUAAAUGUGCAGGACCCCUACUAUACACCAAGCAAAGGGUUAGGCCGGAAAGUUAAUCCCUUCAGUGCCCGGGAGGACCUCAAGGGGGGGAAGAUCAAAUUCUUUGACAUGCCAAGCAAGUCGGUGAUUUCCCUGGUGUUUGACUUGCAUUCCCCAGAGGCAGGUGGAGGCCUGAAAGCCAGCCAGCCCCAGUUCCGGCAGGCGUAUAGCACAGACUGGCAAGAAGUUUCCCUUCUUCCUCGGAGGAGGUGCAGAUCACUUCCACUGUCUCCUGAAUUGCCGCACAAAGAGUAUGGCCUGUUUGGGGGACUGUCUUCAACUGUCAGCAGGUGUGACCCAACUCAGCUAGGCGCAGAGGUUCGGCAAAAACUCCUGAGUAGCAGUAAAUACGGUGUGUCAGAGAUUCCCCCCUUUCAAGCCAAGGCUCACAGGCCAGAAUUUCUUCCUGUACCAGCACAAGAAGAGGAUAUGGACUGUUCAGAUGGGCCAGUGGCCCAGGAGGAAAAUGGGUUUUGUGCUGUUGAGAACACGUGCGGAGAUCCAGCAUGUAAUCAGUCAUUAGUGCUGGCCCAGCCUGAGCCACUAUCUUACAAAAAGCUCCUAGUUGAGAAUUCAGUGAACUCUGAAGGACAUGGCUCCUCACAAGUGUUUGUGGGUUGUCUCCCUUCUGAAGAGAUGGAGGUAGAAGAUGACCUACCGAAAAAUACUCCGCUGGAGUCUACAAAGCCUCUGUUCAGCGUUAGUCCUUCCACCGAGCUGAAGAGAGAGGCGUGGCCCUUCAGGGAGCAGGAUGGGGACAGUCCUGCCCCGGUGCCUCAGACCUCCUCCAACAUCUCAGCAAGUGGCAGCACGCAGACAACUUGCGACAUAUGA